Staurois parvus is the source of this 317-nucleotide messenger RNA. Lineage: Eukaryota; Metazoa; Chordata; Amphibia; Anura; Ranidae. The record is from the annotation of a GenBank genome assembly.
AUGUAUGUGAAAUGGUUUGAUACAGUAAUGUUUUACUGUUAUUUUAGUGAAUUUAUUGAAUGUCACUUUUUGUCAUUUUCAAAUUUCCCACCAGUUCCGUCCCCCGUACAUCCCAACGCUCGCAGGGGAUGGAACCCAGAUGAGAGAUGCCGGCAUCCGCCGGAGGACAUUACAGGGGACACUGCAGGAGGGACAUCGUGGGAGCGCAGGACAAGUUAAGUGAUCGAGGGAUCCUGGAGCAGCACCGCAUGGUAAGCCCAAGUGUAGCUCGGGGUUACCGCUUGUGCUACACUCGGGAAUACCGCCAGGGAGGCUAC